GCGUUAACCUGCGUCAUCGUCACGAGCGUGUACACAUGGAAAAACUCGUCGAGAUUCGUCUUUUCGACCCUGACGGUGAAUUGGCUCGCGUAUAAGAACAGACCCCAGGGCCCGGGGCCCUCUCAUUUUCGUUCGUUUUUCGACCGGAACGCGCCACCGCGUCGAUCUAUUCCGUUCCAAAAUUUUCCAACAGUUUUUCGAGCUUCGAAGUCUGCUCGACGUUCAGUUUUAUGGCUACCUUUGAACGAUCCUUGUAACGAGCCUUGAUUCGAAGGUGAAUCCAAGAAGUGCAGGAGAAACUUUGAAUGUCGCGAUGGAGUACAUAAAACAAACAAUGUUGACCGAUUGCGAGAAACUUCCGUCCCUGAAACUCGGCGACUUCACGCUCGAGUUUGAGCUUGGACCACCUAGCGCGGAAUUGCAGGAAGUCGCUAAAAAGGAGCUACGAGAGACCCCUGAACUCCAGAAAGAAGCAAUUGCUCAAUUUAAAGAAUUACUCAAAGCCGAGACGGACCUAAAAGUUCCAUUGGAUAACGAGGCAUGGUUGAUCCGGUUCCUCAGGCCUUGCAAGUAUUAUCCGGAAUCAGCAUUGAAGCUGGUGAAACAUUAUUACAACUUCAAAGUGAAACACGCGAACGUAUACGAUAACUUGAAACCGAGCCGGGAAAAGAACAUCUUUGAACAAAAUAUCCUGACCGUGUUACCGAAUCGGGACCAACAUGGACGAAGGAUGUUGAUCAUCGAGCUGGGUAAAAAAUGGAAACACAACAAGUGCAACCUGGACGAAGUAUUCAAAGGAUGCGUCUUAUACCUGGAGGCAGCUAUGUUAGAGCCAGCUUCACAAAUCGCAGGAGCAGUUGUUAUAUUUGACAUGGACGGAUUGAGCCUUCAGCAAACAUGGCAGUUCAAUCCGCCGUUCGCGAAAAGGAUAGUCGAUUGGCUGCAGGAUGCUAUGCCGCUUAGGAUAAAAAACAUUCAUAUUGUUAAUCAACCAUACGUGUUCAAUAUGGUGUUCGCGCUGUUCAAACCGUUCCUUAGAGAAAAGCUGAAGAGCAGGAUCAUCUUCCAUGGCACGGAUCGCAAAUCGUUACACCAGUACAUUUCACCAAAAUGUCUGCCAGAUUGUUACGGAGGAAAUCUGCAAAUUCCAAGAGUAACUGGACCACAGUGGCUGGAGUUGUUGCUAAUGUGCGAUCAAGAAUACGAUGCGAUCAACUCGUACGGUUACAAGAAGAAGUAGUUCAUCUCCUUGGACGUAUGUAUCUUCAAAAGAAGAGCAGCAGAAACAGAAAAGAAAAUGCUUGCUUACAAUCAAAAAUCGGAUCUCGAGUCGAUUUUCGAACAAACAACAUCAGCUGUGGGUUUCUUUUAUCAAUGUGCUGAACCAAGAUUGGUCGUUCUACUCGCUUGCUUAUUUGUGAAGAACAUGUUACCCCUGUUGCGCUCCUAAUUGACUCUCUAUAAUUAUAUAUAUUUUUAUAAAAAAAAAGAAGAACAACGAAUCGUGAACAGCAUUAUGUAAUUCGUUACACUAGCCUCGAUUGUAUUAUUGAAAAAAAGAAGACAGUUAAACUGUCAAUAGGAUAAUUGAGUUAAGCUGUAAAUUAACAAUUUAUGAUAUUUAUGAUAUUAUUUAAUAAGGAGGAUCAGAAUGUUCUUAACAAACGAUAUAGAUUUUUGUUUAACGGUGGUGAGAUCUGUUAAUUAAGAAGACUUCAAUUCUUUUUUUUUUAAGUUUAUAAAUCAAUUUUCAUGUUGCACGAUUGGUAAAUCAUUUUGUCGAACAUUCCAACGAUUGUAAAUGUUUUGUACGGAGAAAAGUGUAAGAUAUUCCUCUCUGUAAAAUGUUUUUUAUUUAUAAUUAAAGAUACAUGAAAUAAAAUAUAUGACAAUCCGAA
This is a messenger RNA of Osmia bicornis bicornis, 1898 nucleotides long. RefSeq names its product alpha-tocopherol transfer protein-like. Lineage: Eukaryota; Metazoa; Arthropoda; Insecta; Hymenoptera; Megachilidae. Bases 314 to 1240 code for a protein of 308 amino acids. Gene Ontology annotation, cellular component: membrane. Gene Ontology annotation, molecular function: phosphatidylinositol bisphosphate binding. The transcript is spliced from 5 exons. The record is from RefSeq and is a predicted model, not a curated record.